AUGACACUGCGCGGAGGCUUUAAGAGACUGUGGAAUGGCCGUCACAAAGAUGUUUUCUGCUGGCUGUUGCUGCUGGCUAGUUAUUUCAUGAUCACCCUGGCAGCCAAACCCAAAAUGCCAGGCCACACGCACCUCAACUCAAUACGUAUUGAUGGGGACAUAUCUCUGGGUGGACUUUUCCCUGUGCAUGCGAGGGGGAACGAUGGAAAAGCCUGCGGAGAGCUAAAGAAGGAGAAAGGGAUCCACAGGCUGGAGGCCAUGCUAUUUGCCCUGGAUCGUAUAAAUAACGACAAUGAGCUGCUGCCCAAUAUCACACUGGGGGCCCGCAUUUUGGACACCUGCUCCCGGGACACCCAUGCUCUGGAGCAGUCGCUGACAUUUGUUCAGGCGCUGAUUGAGAAAGACUCAACUGAUGUCAAGUGUCUCAGUGGAGGACCGCCUAUCAUCACGAAGCCAGAGCGGGUGGUGGGGGUGAUCGGCGCCUCCUCCAGCUCCGUGUCAAUCAUGGUGGCCAACAUUUUGCGUCUUUUUAAGAUCCCUCAAGUGAGUUAUGCCUCCACAGCCCCAGAACUGAGCGAUAACACCCGCUACGACUUCUUUUCCCGUGUGGUACCACCAGACACCUACCAGGCACAGGCCAUGGUAGACAUUGUCAAAGCCAUGCGCUGGAAUUACGUCUCCACUGUAGCCUCAGAGGGAAAUUAUGGAGAGAGUGGCGUUGAAGCAUUUAUUCAGAAGUCUAGAGAGGACGCACUUGUUUGGUCGCAGGAGAAUGAAAUGAUUGAGCUUUAUCAUUCAGGUUUCAACGGCAGGAAGUCAGAGGCUGCUGCGUUCUGGCUCAGUGGCAGCCGGGCGGAGCAACAGACUUCUACACCGACACAGCAUCUCCUUCAAGCAGCAAAAAGAGCCAAUCAAACAGGCCAUUUCAUCUGGGUCGGCUCAGACAGCUGGGGAUCCAAAAUUGCUCCAAUACUGAGCCAUGAAGAAAUGGCAGAAGGUGCCGUCACCAUCCUACCAAAACGACAAUCCAUUAAAGGUUUUGAUCGAUAUUUCAUCAGCCGGACCUUGGAGAACAACAGAAGGAAUAUCUGGUUUGCAGAGUUUUGGGAGAAUAACUUCCAGUGCAAGCUCAGUCGACACGCUGUGAAGAAAGGAUCUGGCAUCAAAAAGUGUACAAAUCAUGAGCGGAUUGGGAAAGAUUCGUCCUACGAACAGGAGGGGAAGGUCCAGUUUGUUAUAGAUGCUGUUUACGCCAUGGCUCACGCCCUGCAUAACAUGCACAAAGACCUCUGUCCUGGAAAGAUUGGCCUUUGCUCCAAGAUGGACACUAUCAAUGGCACACUGCUGCUCAAGUAUAUCCGCCACGUCAACUUUACAGGAAUUGCUGGCAUCCCAGUGGUCUUCAAUGUGAAUGGUGAUGCUCCAGGUCGUUAUGAAAUCUACCAGUACCAGAUCAGAAACAACAACACAGAAUACAAGAUCAUUGGACACUGGACAGACCAGCUCCACUUAGAUAUCAGUGAGAUGCAGUGGCCUGGUGGAACACAGGAAGUCCCCUCCUCCAUCUGCAGCCAACCCUGUCGUCCCGGCCAGCGUAAGAAGAUAGUGAAGGGAAUUCCAUGUUGCUGGCACUGUGAGAACUGCGAUGGUUACCAGUAUCAGGCAGAUACUUACACCUGCAAGAUGUGCCGCUAUGAUUUGCGGCCCAAUGAAAAUCACACUGAAUGUGUUCCUAUUCCCAUUGUGAAGCUGGAGUGGAGCUCACCAUGGGCAGUCAUCCCUGUCCUAAUUGCCUUGUUGGGGAUCAUAGCCACUCUGCUGGUGGUUGCUACCUUUGUACGCUACAAUGACACGCCCAUUGUCAAGGCAUCUGGUAGAGAACUGAGCUAUGUGCUGCUUACUGGUAUCUUUCUGUGCUAUGCUACAACAUUCCUCAUGAUCUCGACUCCAGACGUGUUUGUGUGCUCCCUGCGAAGGAUUUUCCUUGGCCUGGGCAUGAGCAUAAGCUACGCAGCACUUCUCACCAAGACAAAUCGUAUCUACAGGAUUUUCGAGCAGGGCAAAAUGUCAGUCAGUGCUCCUCGAUUUAUCUCGCCGGCCUCCCAGCUAGUCAUCACUUUCAGUUUGAUUUCAGUGCAGCUGCUUGGAGUGUGCAUCUGGUUUGGUGUGGAUCCGUCACAAGCCAUCAUCGACUAUGAGGACCAGCGUACAGCCAAUCCUGAAAUGGCCCGAGGUGUCCUCAAAUGUGAUAUUUCCGACCUGUCUCUGAUCUGUCUGCUGGGUUACAGCAUGCUCCUAAUGGUUACCUGCACAGUCUAUGCCAUCAAAACCAGAGGAGUUCCAGAGACGUUCAACGAGGCCAAGCCUAUUGGCUUCACCAUGUACACCACCUGCAUUGUAUGGCUAGCCUUCAUCCCAAUUUUCUUUGGGACUUCACAAUCAGCAGAAAAGAUGUAUAUCCAGACUACAACUCUGACUAUCUCUGUCAGUCUCAGUGCAUCCGUCUCUCUGGGAAUGCUCUACAUGCCCAAGGUCUACGUGGUUCUGUUCCAUCCGGAGCAGAACGUGCCUAAACGCAAGCGCAGCCUCAAAGCUGUGGUUACUGCAGCCACGAUGUCCAACAAGUUCAACCCCAAAGGAGGCCUGAGGCCAAAUGGAGAGGCCAAGUCUGAACUCUGUGAAAGUCUGGAAACACAAGCGCUGGCCUCGAAGCAGACGUACAUAAGCUACAGUAACCAUGCCAUCUAAGACAAGGAGGAACUUUGGGAGAGGACCAAAGGCCUGCUGCAGUUGGAGUCACCUGUUCUGAGGGAUAUACAGGAGGCCUGUCGAGCUACUAUGACAGAGAACACUGAUGUAGAAACGAAGGAAAACAAUCAUUUUUGAAGGAUGCCGGUUUUUGUCACGAGAAUAAGGCCUGAAUGCCAAAUUAAUGAAUAGAGAAGCGAGACGAAAGACGUAAAAGAGCUGGGACAGGUAAUUUUCCUCUUCCCACCCAUUAUGAGACACAAGCAAGCAGCGACCAGUGAUGUUUACAAAGCCUGGACGGACCACUUGGAUUUGACAGUUUGUUUUCUGAAGCAUUUGGACACAAUUUCAGUUCUAUCUAUGGCUGAAUCAUCUCAUUUCAGCAAAACCAGGGAGUGUGUUCAGUUUUCUUUUGUCAAAUGCAGUUUGCAAGUGGAUCGAGUAUAGAGUCAUGGUCAUACUAUUUUUGGUUUCAGUUCUUAGUGGAGUUGAAGCUUCAGUACUUUUCAAACUGUACAUGCCUUACUACAGUACACUCAGUAUUCCUUCAUAAAACAACCACACAUGAAACGCGGAUAACUAAAGCAGCAGGGAUUGUUCCGGUUGUUUUAUAAAUGUUUCAUAAUGAUGAUGACUAUCAUCUUCUUGGCAAAAUCUACUGUACAGUCCCAGUGCAUGC
Nematolebias whitei (Rio pearlfish) is the source of this 3427-nucleotide messenger RNA. RefSeq names its product metabotropic glutamate receptor 4-like. Gene Ontology annotation, molecular function: adenylate cyclase inhibiting G protein-coupled glutamate receptor activity. The transcript has 10 exons. The record is from RefSeq and is a predicted model, not a curated record. Bases 1 to 2748 code for a protein of 915 amino acids. Gene Ontology annotation, biological process: regulation of synaptic transmission, glutamatergic; G protein-coupled glutamate receptor signaling pathway. Gene Ontology annotation, cellular component: membrane. NCBI's taxonomy places the organism in Eukaryota, Metazoa, Chordata, Actinopteri, Cyprinodontiformes, Rivulidae.